This is a messenger RNA of Brassicogethes aeneus, 2506 nucleotides long. NCBI's taxonomy places the organism in Eukaryota, Metazoa, Arthropoda, Insecta, Coleoptera, Nitidulidae. The record is from the annotation of a GenBank genome assembly.
CGGCAACGGCAACGGAAUAGCGCGCUUCGAAAUUUCAGUCCGACUCGCGUGCAUGCUUAUAAACGUCACGUGCAAGAGAUUUGAAAUUUUCGAUAAUUGUUGAAGAUGACUUUUCGUUUUUAGUUAUGUUUUGUUUUUUGUUUGCUGAGAGUGUGUGUGAAUUAGAAAAAUGGUGUCUUUGAAAAUUUGUUAAGGUCCGAUGGGAAGUACUUUAAUGGUUUUUACUUCAUUUCCCUCAUAAAGUUAGAUGGCUUCCAAGAUAAGCGGAAGCGGAAGUCAGUGCCAGAUGUUGGCGGGCGAGCAUCCAAGCUGGUCGAGUCCAUCGGUGAGCCCAUCUCCGCCGCCGCCGCCGUUGCCGCCUCCCGUGGCGGCCAGGUGGGCGCGCCUCGAACAGGGCAGAGACGAUUGCCCGCACUGCCGGGGACGGUUGGCAUCCUUGCCUACAAGAACGACUUCACUAAACAGUUACUCAGGAUGCAAAGAUCGCAACACGCCAAUACCAAGACACCACGAAAACGACGAAGACUCAUUCCCGGUGCUGUGCGACCGGGAGCUACAUUCCUUGCACAGAAACGUUCCAGCGCUAAGAAGACGGGACGUUGACACUGCCACUAUAAAGCAACACUAUUAUCCCGAAGGUGGCUGGGGAUGGUUGGUGUGCGGAGCUGCCUUUAUGGCUCAUCUCCUGACAUCAGGUCUCCAAUUAGCAUUUGGUUUGCUGUAUUUGUAUGUCAUGAAGUUCCUAAUAAGAAAAAACUUGGAAAAGGAUUUUUACAUCAUGGCCACAGCAUGGAUGGGCGCGAUAUGCCUGUGCGUUUCCUUCGUAACAGCACCCUUGAUAGUAGCUGUGUGCAGAAGAAAGUCGACUAGAUUGGCCGCAUUUAUCGGAGGAUUGCUCACUGCCCUGGCGUGUCUUUUCACGUCUUUCGCCGUGCAGUUUCAUCAGGCCCUGUUGAGUUACGGCAUAGUUCUGGGCAUAGGAGCUGGGAUUGUAAGAGAGACUAGCACGAUUGUGCUAGGGCAUUAUUUUAAGAGACGCAGGGAGUUCGUUGAGAUGGUAGCGCAGGCUGGAACUGGAGUGGGCAUUGCCCUGUUUUCUGUGCUAUACAAAGAGGCAGUUGGAAAAUUGGGUUGGCGCUUAGGCCUGCAAUCCAUUACAGGUUUACUGGCGAUAGCAUUUUUUCUACCCAUAGUCUACAGAUCUGCCAAUUUGUACCACCCCCAAAGAAGCGCAAUAAAUCAUUUAAAAAAUCAAAGAAAAAAGAUGAAGGAGAAAAAAUCGCAUGCCAAAGUUAAAAAACCGCCGAUGUUCGAUUUUACACCCUUAAGAAGUCGUGGACUAAGGGUUCUAAUUAUGGCCAGUGCGUUUGGGGCUUUGGGAAUGUAUGCUCCUAUUUUUUAUUUGGUUUAUCAAGGAUAUAAAGAAGGUUUAGAAGAUUCAGCCUUAGUUCUACUACAAACGUUUAUGGGAUUUGCUUCAGCAUUAGGUUGCGUUGGAUUUGGACUUAUAACAGUAAGGCCCAGUUCACAAUGCCUUAUUUCGAGACAGUAUUUAUGUCAAGCAGCCAUGGUAGGAAUAGGUAUUUCUCUGUUGGCUUUAAGCGCUGUACAAGGCUACCACGGGUAUGUUCUUUUUGUGUGGAUGUACGGAAUUUGUUUGGGCGGGUUCACUUACUCGCUGAAAAUGUUUGCAUUGGAACGCGUCAGAGGGCGCCACUUCACAAAAGCCUGGAGCUUCAUUCAGGGUGCUAAAUCUUUACCGGUUCUACUUGGUAUACCGAUCACCGGCUACAUUAACCAGACUUACCCCAAAGCAGGCUACUAUUUCAGUUUUGUGACCACUAUUAUAGGGGCUUCUCUUAUGUUUCUUGUUGGAACCAGAAAAGACCACCAACCCAGCACUCCAACCAACAACUGCAACCUAAACAGCUGCACCAUCUCCAACCUAAACAACUGCGCAUGUCCCUACAACAACAUCUACACGCACGAUUUACCACCGUACAAUUUCUAUCGCCAUGGCAGCAACCAUUACGAAAGAAUAUUCACGUCAUCGAAUUACAAUAGCUUUGAUAAGAACAGUUUUCACCGGAAUUCCUUUAGGAACCUAAAGCCUGACCAUCAUCCCCACCACAUACAGUACCUUCCGAAAAGUCUUAGUUACGCAGCAAAUAUAGAUCAAUCGGCCUAUACACACAACAGACAUAUUCACAGUCAUCAACCGGACUACAUAAGGUACGCUCAGUUGCCUCCCAGGCCUCCCAGAAGCAUUCUGAGACCCAGCAAAAGCGUACCUGAAGGUUUGGCAAGGUGGGACUACUAUGGCUCCUACAGAAGACCUGUCAUACGAAAUGUACAAGUUAUAGAGCAAAUUACUACGUCUGUUUAAAUGCAAACAACGAUUCGAUUAGGGAAAGUUAUUUUUUGUUUGUUGUUUAGCUUUUAAAAAAUGUUUUAUUAUUUAUUAGGUGAUAACUUGUGAUCAAUUAUUCAAAUUACUACCCCAAAA